CAGAGGGAGUGCAUUUCCAUCCACAUCGGGCAGGCGGGCGUGCAGAUGGGCAACGCCUGCUGGGAGCUGUACUGCCUCGAGCACGGCAUCCAGGCCGAUGGGACCAUUCCCGGCCCCAAGGUGGCGAAACCCGUGGAGCCAGAGGCCGAACAAGUGGAUUCGUCUUUUGAGACCUUCUUCUGUGAGACGGCGUCUGGGAAGCACGUGCCCCGGGCGGUGUUCAUAGACCUGGAGCCCACUGUCAUUGACGAGAUCCGGACUGGGACCUACCAUGGGCUCUUCCACCCGGAGCAGCUCAUCAGCGGCAAGGAGGAUGCUGCCAACAACUAUGCCCGUGGCCACUACACCAUUGGGAAGGAGAUUAUAGACACUGUACUCAGCAGGAUUCGCAAAAUGGCUGACCAGUGCAGCGGCCUCCAAGGGUUCCUGGUCUUCCACAGCUUUGGGGGAGGCACGGGCUCGGGGUUCACCUCCCUCCUCAUGGAGCGGCUCUCUGUGGAGUACAGCAAGAAGUCCAAGCUAGAGUUCUCCGUGUACCCAGCCCCACAAGUCUCCACAGCAGUGGUGGAGCCCUACAACUCCAUCCUCACCACCCACACCACCCUGGAGCACUCCGACUGCUCCUUCAUGGUGGACAACGAGGCAAUCUACGACAUCUGCAACCGCAACCUGGACAUCGAGCGUCCCACCUACACCAACCUCAACAGGCUCAUUGGGCAGAUCGUCUCCUCCGUUACAGCUUCCUUGAGAUUUAACGGUGCCUUGAAUGUUGACCUGAUUGAAUUCCAGACCAACCUGGUGCCUUACCCGCGGAUACACUUCCCACUCACAACCUAUGCGCCCAUCAUCUCAGCAGAGAAAGCCUACCACGAGCAGCUGUCGGUGCCGGAGAUCACCAACGCUUGCUUUGAGUUCUCCAACCAGAUGGUGAAGUGCGAUCCGCGCCGUGGCAAGUACAUGGCGUGCUGCCUGCUGUACCGGGGCGAUGUGGUGCCCAAGGACGUGAACGCGGCCAUCGCGGCCAUUAAAACCCGCCGGUCGAUCCAGUUUGUGGACUGGUGCCCCACAGGCUUCAAGGUGGGUAUCAACUACCAGCCGCCCACGGUGGUGCCCGGGGGGGACCUGGCCAAGGUGCAGCGCGCUGUCUGCAUGCUGAGCAACACCACGGCCAUCGCCGAGGCGUGGGCCCGCCUGGACCACAAGUUUGACCUGAUGUAUGCUAAGCGCGCCUUCGUGCACUGGUACGUGGGCGAGGGCAUGGAGGAGGGGGAGUUCUCGGAGGCCAGGGAGGACCUGGCUGCCCUGGAGAAGGAUUAUGAGGAGGUUGGAAGGGACUCAGCAGAUGGAGAAGAGGAUGAGGCUGAUGAGGAUGAGUACUAA
Messenger RNA from Cygnus atratus (black swan), 1380 nucleotides. Its product is annotated as tubulin alpha-3 chain. NCBI's taxonomy places the organism in Eukaryota, Metazoa, Chordata, Aves, Anseriformes, Anatidae. The transcript is spliced from 3 exons. Bases 46 to 1380 code for a protein of 444 amino acids. Gene Ontology annotation, molecular function: structural constituent of cytoskeleton; GTP binding. The record is from RefSeq and is a predicted model, not a curated record. Gene Ontology annotation, biological process: microtubule cytoskeleton organization; mitotic cell cycle. Gene Ontology annotation, cellular component: cytoplasm; microtubule.